Molecule: messenger RNA, 1530 nt
Organism: Stylonychia lemnae
Lineage: Eukaryota; Ciliophora; Spirotrichea; Sporadotrichida; Oxytrichidae
Source: the annotation of a GenBank genome assembly
AUGAGUAUUUUAGUUAACAUUAAGUGGAACAAGACUUAGCUUAAUGACAUCGAGCUUGACACAAACUAAGAUGUGCUUACUUUCAAGACCUAGAUAUAUGCAAUGACUAAUGUGCCAGUCGACAAGUAAAAGAUUAUGUUCAAGGGAAAGAUCCUCAAGGAUGAUUCUGACUUGCCGAGUAUGGGUAUCACAGCAGGCACCACUCUGAUGAUGAUGGGCACACCUGAGGGAGGCGAACUCAAGAAGCCAGAAGUGGUAUAGAAAUUCGUAGAAGAUAUGACACCCGAGGAGAGAGCAAAGAUUCUUCAUGAGAAACUAGGAGUUACUUUACCGGCAGGUCUUGAGAAUCUUGGUAACACUUGCUAUAUGAAUUCAACUGUUCAAUGCUUAAAGAGAGUAAAUGAGUUAAAGGAUGCACUUAAGAACUAUCAAGAUAAUUAACCAGGUUAUGACUAGAACAAGGUUAUGGCAAUGGCUGCCAAAAAACUAUUUACAGACUUGGACUUCAAAGGAGAGCCCUUUGCUCCAAUGAACUUCGUUCAAGCAAUGAGAAUGGUAUUCCCCCAGUUCGAUGAGGUAGAUGAUCACGGUCAUCAUAAGCAGUAGGAUGCUGAAGAGUGCUACUCAAAUCUUUUGACUGCCUUCAAGAAUUCAUUAAAGCUGUCUGAGGAAGAAGGUGGAGAUUUAGUCGAAAAGCUAUUCGGAAUCGAACUUGAAAAUACAGUCACUAACUCUGAGAACAAAGAUGAACCACCUCAGCAUACCAAAGAGACUCAACUUAGAUUGAGUUGCCACAUUGACAACAAUAACAACCCAAUCAACCAUUUGGCUGAGGGACUUAAGAUUAGUUUGUGCGGAGACAUGGAGAAAUUCUCAGACACACUUCAGAGAAACGCAGUUUAUCACAAAGAGUCAAAGAUCAAUAAACUUCCAUCAUACUUAACAAUUUAAUUUGUGAGAUUCUAUUGGAAAAAGGAAAGCACACUUCAGGGUACCAAAGCAGGCAAGGCUAAGAUUCUGAGAAAUGUUACUUUCCCCAAAGUAUUCGAUCUUUACGAUUUCUGUACUGAUGAGCUAAGAAAGUCUCUUGACUUGGGUAGAGAAUUCGAACGUAAGCUCAGAGAAGAGGAAGAUAACCGCAGACUACAAGGCAAAGAUGUAGAGAUGGCUGAUGAAUCCAAGCAGGAUGAUGGCAAGGACAAAGAAGAGGAAAAGAAAUUGGUUAUUAACAAAAAGAAGGCUCAAUAAGAGGAGGAGAUUAAAGUCUCAGAUGCUAUGCUCUACAGACCACAUGGCAUUGGACUUGAUACUGGUCACUAUCAACUGAUUGCUGUUGUCACACAUAAAGGCAGAUCAGCUGAUGGUGGGCAUUACGUCGGAUGGGUUCAUUAAUCAGGAGAUGACUGGCUUCAGUAUGAUGAUGACCUAGUGAGCACUGUAAAGACUGAUGAAAUUUUGGCUCUAAGAGGCGGUGGUGACUGGCACACUGCUUACCUGUGCAUUUACAGAAAGUUAGAAGUCACAAAAUGA